This is a messenger RNA of Punica granatum (pomegranate), 2317 nucleotides long. NCBI's taxonomy places the organism in Eukaryota, Viridiplantae, Streptophyta, Magnoliopsida, Myrtales, Lythraceae. The record is from RefSeq and is a predicted model, not a curated record.
GGGAAGAGGAAGGGGGGGGGUCCUCUCCAAAAGAGAUUUUGCUCCGCACCCAAAACCUCAAAGCUCCAUCUGAUUUGCAGAGAACAGAGAGAAAGAAGAGAGAGAGGAGGAGGAGGAGGAGGAGAACGCGAAGAACUGAAGCAGUUGAGCUGAAGCUGUAUAGAGAGAGAGAGAGAGAGAGAGAGAGAGAGAGAGAGAGAGGAAAGAGAGAGAGAUCGUCGUGAGCUCAGAAAUAAUAAUAUACCAAUCGAGUCCCUUUUUCUCUGUUCUUAUCCAAUCCAAUCCCAUCGUUCACGGCUCAGCCUGAUGGAAAAAGGAUUUCACUUAUAUUGAGUUGAAGCGUGGGAAUUUGUUAAUCUCUGAAUUGGGUCUGAAGAGAGUUUUGCCGUGAAUACAGUGAUUUGGUUGUUGAUUUCGUGAUGUUUGAUUGUAUGCCUGUGUGACUGAUGAAGAAAAUGAAUUCGAUUGGAUUGGGUUUAUGAGGUGCUGAAUUCAUUGAAUCGUCUUUCUUGGAAAGGAUCCUUGCCUCUCAAACUUUGAAGAUUAUACAGCGAUAUGUUGGAGGGCCGAUCCUGUGUUGUCCCGAGGGUGUUUUCAAGCUCUUGCCAGCAGGAAAGCAGUUGGGGUUGCAUGAGUUACCGGCUCGGGCUCGACAUUGGGAAUAGCAAGCGUCCACUGGAGAUCGAUAGCGAAGAUGACCAGCAUCAGAGGAAGGCAACCAGGCUCAUUGAUUUGGAAUCACGGCCCCAAGAAGGGGACGACUUGCAAGAAGGUUCCGAUGAUCAACGCCAGUCACCGGAUUCUCAUUCUCUGAUCCCUGGCAUUGACAGGGACAACGCUAUCAGCUGUCUCAUACGCUGCUCUAGAUCCGAUUAUGGUUCUAUAGCAUCACUGAAUAAGAGCUUCAGGUCUCUGAUUAGCAGCGGCGAGCUCUAUAAGCUGAGGAAGCAGAAUGGUGUGAUUGAGCACUGGAUUUAUUUUUCUUGCCAUUUAGUCGAAUGGGAGGCCUUCGAUCCUGUCCGGGUUCGCUGGAUGCGUUUGCCCAGAAUGAUUGAAAAUGAGUAUGUAAUUUUUCCCGACAGGGAGUCCCUUGCUGUGGGCACGGAGCUUCUCGUGUUCACCCGAGACGUGAUGACAAAUUCCUAUGUUAUCUACAAGUAUAGUAUCUUAACUAAUUCUUGGACCUCAGGAAUGAAGAUGAACGUCCCACGAUGCUUGUUCGGCUCUGCUAGCCUGGGAGAGAUUGCAAUUAUAGCAGGGGGACGGGACUCACAGGGGAAUACACUUAGGUCUGCGGAGAUGUAUAACUCGGAGACUCAGGUCUGGGAGCAACUCCCAGACAUGCAUGAACCGAGAAAUAUGUGCUCUGGGGUGUUUAUGGACGGCAAAUUUUACGUGAUCGGUGGGAUGGGAGGGAAUGAGUCCAACAAAUCUCGAGUCCUAACCUGUGGUGAAGAGUUUGAUCUGAAGACUAGGACUUGGACCAAAAUUCCAAACAUGUCCCCUGCUCGCGGAGGUGGAGCGGAUACUCCUGCAGCAGCUGAGGCUCCUCCUCUCGUUGCUGUGGUAAAUAACGAGCUUUAUGCAGCUGAUUAUGCUGACAUGGAGGUGAGGAAGUAUGACAAGCAGAGAAAGGCUUGGUUUACAGUGGGAAGAUUGCCCGAGCGGGCGGCCUCCAUGAACGGUUGGGGCCUCGCUUUCAGGGCCUGUGGAGAUAGCCUUAUUGUCAUAGGUGGGCCUAGGACAGCAGGUGAAGGUAUCAUAGAGGUUAACGCAUGGGCCCCAGCAGCUGGCCCGCCUCAGUGGAACUUGCUAGGCCGAAAGAGGUCGAGUAAUUUCGUGUAUAAUUGUGCUGUAAUGGGAUGCUGAAGGGUCUUGGGCUAUUCUGGGGUCAUCUGUAAUGUUAACGGUUCGACACUCCCGGGGGGUUGUACAAGAUUGGUUUAAUCUAUCCUACGAGAGGAAGAAGAUUCUUGCUAACGGGUACUUUCCCUCUCUUUCCUUUUUUCUUUUCCUUUUACCCUCUAGGGCAGGCAGGGAAGAACGGGGGAAAGAUUUUCAGGUUUCACUCAAGAUUUAUAGAUUUUUUUGAAAGAGGUCUUGAGUUCAUUUUCGUUUCACUACCCAUUGAUUUGCAAUUUUGCCAACCAAUUGGUAUUUCACUUGUGUAACCGAACUAAACGUUGGCGUCCUGUAUCACAGCAAUAGAUUUUGUAACUUGAAGUGCCAAUGGAUUCUUAGAACGAUGUCUACGUUUGCUGAAUUUCUUGCUUAGAAUACAAAAACACUCAUAUGGAAUAAGUUUGUUUUAACUUCC